This is a messenger RNA of Talaromyces stipitatus ATCC 10500, 2088 nucleotides long. RefSeq lists its product as uncharacterized. The record is from RefSeq and is a predicted model, not a curated record. Gene Ontology annotation, biological process: proteolysis. Gene Ontology annotation, molecular function: cysteine-type peptidase activity. Lineage: Eukaryota; Fungi; Ascomycota; Eurotiomycetes; Eurotiales; Trichocomaceae. The transcript is spliced from 6 exons. The coding region runs from base 1 to 2088 and encodes 695 amino acids.
AUGGAUUCCGUUGUCUCCAGCCCACGACCAACAAUUCCCCCGAGCCAAAGGAGAUGUUCGCUCCUUGAGCUUUCUGAAAAGCUCCGAGAGCUGGCCGACAUGCCGGUCAAGCCAGAAACGAAGGACAUAGAGAGCGUGUCCGAGUUUCGCGACCUUAUCCACCAACUUUGCCAAGAGGCACCGGCCGUUGCGCAAGCCAUCGCUGCGGCAAUACGAGAAAACAUUCCAGACCCGUCUCCUCGCUUACCUUCGAAACGAAAACGGAGACAAGAUCCGUCUUAUCGGCCGAGUCACGCGGUGCAAUUAGUUCCAAGGAAGAAGCAACGUACCGACGAUAAAAACGCAGUUGAUGGGCCUAUGACUCCGGAGAGUCCAAUUCCCGAGAGCGAAAGCCCGGAAACCGAGAAUGCACUGGAUUCUAUGAUUUGUGUUGACACCGCUGAACUCAGAUCCGCGUCUAAGCAUGAGAGCAAGCCAGACGUUCACUCGACGACGCUUGCCAUGGAUGAAGACAAUGCCGCCAAAAGCGACACCAUUCACUGUAACACGAUGUCCAUGGAUCCCACCGGGCAGCGAGCAGAGUCGCCACCUGUGCCUGAACAGGAUCCUACUGAGAGUAUGUCCUUUCUGGAUACCGUCCACCAGAUGGUCAACAUCGUCCACCUGCUCAACAGGUAUCAAACCGAUCUGCCACGUACUGUCCAUCGAAGGAUCCUGCAAAGUCUUCACACCACUCAGGAGCCGAUCAGGGACUCAACUGCCCAUCAAUGGUCGGACGGGAGGAUGUGGAUGGAGGUGCUGGAGAGGGGAUCUGCCACAAAUCGGCGAUGUUCCGUACUUAACAUGCUGGAAUAUAUAGGCGCCUCGAAGUGGUACGAUGAGCAGAUUGAACACGCAAAGCGCACAGUCUGUACCAUGGAAAACAAACCUGUGGGUGAGAAGGGAGCAGCAACACAUGUGCUGGACCGCAUCACCCGGGAGCAUAGCUUGCUGAGUAGAAAGACCAUUACCAACCAGUGCUCCAGGGGAAAGAGAUUGCGCGAGCUUGUCGAAAAGAUCGGACUAGGGAUCCUGAUUAGCUCUAAGAUCUGGGAUUAUACUAAGAGAACGGGACCCCAGUUCAACCAGCUAGUCCGAGACUUCAAGGCAGAUACACAACGAUUGGCACUGUUUCGGAUUCUUACUCCACAGGUGGAACAACUGGUCCACAAAGGCUGCACGGAUCCGGAAGCGUUGUACGGAGCUUUGAGAGAGAAUGAUAUUGUCUCCGAGGAUGAAUUGCAAGAGAUGAAAGCAAAACAUCAAUCAGAAUCUGGCUCAACUUCCGCAGUCACUCUAAGCAAGGCGGUCGACCGACUAACCGGUCAGGUCAGCACACAAUUGUUCAACAAGCGGAAACUGGAUGUAAAUGACACGAUUACAAUCAAUGGAAGUGUGGAACUCUCGAUCGAUUUAUUCGCGCGACUCCGGGCAGGGGAAUGGCUCGAUUCUUGGGCCAUCAUGGCAGCCAUGCGUAUUUCGGACCGACCGGAUUUUGUCAGAUUUGGCGAGAGCAUUCCAUUAGACAGCAUCGGAAGACAUGGCCAGAUGCGAUCGAUCAAGCGGCCUUUUCAGGUUUGGGCGGGAAAGAUCGCAAUGUUCCGGAGAGACAACAGUAGACCUCUCAUAUUCUACUGUCCCGUAAACCACGACAAUUCACAUUUCACGCUGCUCGAGGUCAACGACAGUGAAAAAGCCAUUCGACAUUACGACUCACAAGCACCACUGACCGCUAUAAAUGGCACGAAGAAGACACGAAUCGCGGCUCUGGUCGAGGAUGAAUUUGGCGAUCUAGGAUACAAAUAUACCGAAGCGCCUACACCGCAACAGCGCGAUGGCUGGAGUUGUGGCACUCGAGUGGUCUGGAGCUUCAGACGACUAGCCAAUGGAUUAGAUAUUGGGUCAUGGGAUACCGUGCUGAGCUCGGAACGGUUGAACAUGGAUAUUGUAAGCGGGCUCCAGGCAUCUGUUGAGUGGAACGCUAUGCAGAAGUAUAACCGAAGCCGCAAACGUGAACCCAAGACAAACGCACAAACUCCAGCCCGUUAA